AUGUUCUGGAGUAGCGCCUCCAACCAGACAAUCGUCAGAGACGUGUUUGGUGGCAACCCAGUGAGUGGAAAUUCCCUGAUGUUUUGGAGUAGCGCCUGCAACCAGACAGUCCUCAGAGACCUGUUUGGAGGCAACCAAGUGAGUGGAGAUUCCCUGAUGUUUUGGAGUAGCGCCUCCAACCAGACAGUCCUCAGAGACCUGUUUGGAGGCAACCCAGUGAGUGGAGAUUCCCUGAUGUUUUGGAGAAGCGCCUCCAACCAGACAAUCGUCAGAGACGUGUUUGGAGGCAACCCAGUGAGUGGAGAUUCCCUGAUGUUUUGGAGAAGCGCCUCCAACCAGACAAUCGUCAGAGACGUGUUUGGAGGCAACCCGGUGAGUGGAGAUUCCCUGAUGUUUUGGAGUAGCGCUUCCAACCAGACAGUCCUCAGGGACGUGUUUGGAGGCAACCCAGUCAGUGGAGAUUCCCUGAUGUUUUGGAGUAGCGCCUCCAACCAGACAAUCGUCAGGGACGUGUUUGGAGGCAACCCAGUGAGUGGAGAUUCCCUGAUGUUUUGGAGUAGCGCCUCCAACCAGACAGUCCUCAGAGACCUGUUUGGAGGCAACCCAGUGAGUGGAGAUUCCCUGAUGUUUUGGAGUAGCCCCUCCAACCAGAUAAUCGUCAGAGACGUGUUUGGAGGCAACCCAGUGAGUGGAGAUUCCCUGACGUUUUGGAGUAGCGCCUCCAACCAGACAGUCCUCAGAGACCUGUUUGGAGGCAACCCAGUGAGUGGAGAUUCCCUGAUGUUUUGGAGUAGCGCCUCCAACCAGACAAUCGUCAGAGACGUGUUUGGAGGCAACCCAGUGAGUGGAGAUUCCCUGAUGUUUUGGAGUAGCUCCUCCAACCAGACAAUCGUCCGAGAUGUGUUUGGAGGCAACCCAGUGAGUGGAGAUUCCCUGAUGUUUUGCAGUAGCGCCUGCAACCAGACAGUCCUCAGAGACCUGUUUGGAGGCAACCCAGUGAUUGGAGAUUCCCUGAUGUAUUGGAGUAGCGUCUCCAACCAGGCAGUCGACAGAGACGUGUUUGGAGGCAACCCAGUGAGUGGAGAUUCGCUGAAGUUUUGGAGUAGCGCCUCCAACCAGACAAUCGUCCGAGACGUGUUUGGAGGCAACCCGGUGAGUGGAGAUUCCCUGAUGUUUUGGACUAGCGCCUCCAACCAGACAAUCGUCAGAGACGUGUUUGGAGGCAACCCGGUGAGUGGAGAUUCCCUGAUGUUUUGGAGUAGCGCCUCCAACCAGGCAAUCGUCCGAGACGUGUUUGGAGGCAACCCGGUGAGUGGAGAUUCCCUGAUAAUUUGGAGUAGCGCCUCCAACCAGACAAUCGUCAGAGACAUGUUUGGAGCCAACCCUGUGAGUGGAGAUUCCCUGAUGUAA
Molecule: messenger RNA, 1410 nt
Organism: Schistocerca americana (American grasshopper)
Lineage: Eukaryota; Metazoa; Arthropoda; Insecta; Orthoptera; Acrididae
Product: nuclear pore complex protein Nup98-Nup96-like
Exons: 1
Coding region: 1-1410 (469 amino acids)
Source: RefSeq, a predicted model, not a curated record